UUCACCGGGUUCCCACUUGGAUAAGUGUCUGUUCAUCUCAGUCCCUGAGGGUUCAGAAAGCAUGACGAGCUGAGGAAAUGCUUUCCUUCUCCCUCACCUUUUGUUAGCAGUACGUUAAUACCUGUCUUCCACUGAGCGCCACACAAGCCACUUCUUGUUGGGAACACACACCACCUUGUGCCUGUUCACCUGGAAGAGAACAGCUGCCUUGGCAGCCGAUGCCCGCGGGGGUCUCUGAGGACUGGGCUGGCCUUCUGCUCCUGUCUCAUUGAAGGCGGGGCGGAGAGGCUCUGGUUUCCUUUCUCAGUUCCCCUUCCUUCCGCCUGAGCACUAGCUGGCCCUCUCUAUCCUUCCCUCUUUUUUCAGAUAUGUUUUCCAGAGUGAUGGCAGUUUCUCGCCUGGCAUCGCAUAGGAUCGAUUAAUGGCUGCUACCCAAAGUUCAGCUUGGUAAAACCAGGCUGGUUAAUGAAUAGACAGACAGCCUCCUCCCUCGUGGGUGUUAUAAACCAGGGGAAGAGGCUCACGUUUCCUUCAGUUGCCAAUCCACAGACUUCAAAAGUCUGGCAGCAGAAUGGGUGUGGGGUGCUGGUCUGUCUGGGUUUUCCUAGCAGCACCCUUCCUCCACAGAACACCCCCCAAAAAUCUAAGAGUCAGUCCUGGGGGUAAUUGGCAUGUAGGAUGUUCUGAUGGCUUCCGUUGUUGGCGGCUGGUCUUUUGCUAGUUAUAAUAAUCCCGUUUGCCUUGGUAAAUCAAUUUUGUAAUAUUUCCUUCAUCGUUAAGCCAUUUACCCAGGCCUCUCAGAGUUCAUUCGUUGGUGUGUGUUUUCCGUGUAAGCAAUUGUUAAAGGACUGAGUCACCCAUGCGGUAGCCUCUGGUUGGAUGUGGGCUGUUAUUCAGUGACUAAUUUCCAAGGGGAGGAGAAAUUGGCUUAUCAUAGGGAGGACGACUUUUUAUCCAUGCCCGUGGCAGCUUCGCUCAGAGGACUGAGCAGGACGAAAUGGUCUUUGCUGUGAACACUCGACCUGGGGAACAUCUCAGGAUCUGUGUCCUCUGUGACCUCUUCUCUGAAGAGAAAGCUGUCUGAAAUAUCCAAGUGGAACUGUGGAUUUAUUUAGAUGAAGCCAGCAAACAAAGGAAUCGCGUAAUCGGGAGCUGAGCCAAUGUGCUUUCUCACGGCGUUAGUUGUACAGGUGAUCUCCUUAAGGAAAAAUGCAGAGAGAAAUUGUUUAUGCAAGAGGAGAUGGCCCCGGUGCCUCUCGACCUGGAUCUACAGCGCAUCCACCCCACGCCAUUCCAAAUUCUCCACCAUCCACUCCCGUGCCCCAUUCCAUGCCUCCCUCCCCAUCCAGAAUUCCUUAUGUGGGCACCCGCCCAAUGGUCGUCCCUGGCAAUGCCACCAUCCCCAGGGACAGACUCUCCAGCCUGCCAGUCUCCAGAUCCAUCUCACCCAGCCCAAGCGCCAUUUUGGAAAGAAGAGAUGUAAAGCCAGAUGAAGACAUGAGCGGCAAGAACAUUGCGAUGUACCGAAAUGAGGGCUUCUAUGCCGAUCCUUACCUGUAUCACGAGGGACGGACGAGCAUAGCGUCUUCCCAUGGUGGGCACCCCCUGGAUGUCCCUGAUCACAUCAUCGCAUACCACCGCACCGCGAUUCGGUCCGCGAGCGCUUACUGCAACCCUGCUUUGCAAGCGGAAAUGCAUAUGGAGCAGUCACUGUACAGGCAGAAAUCAAGGAAGUACCCCGAUAGCCACUUGCCCACUCUGGGCGCCAAAACGCCGCCCGCCUCCCCGCACCGGAUCAGUGACAUGAGAAUGUUGGACACGCACGCUCUCCACAACGCGCACGGGCCCCCGCACGCCGUGCCGCCAGACCGGGUGUCGCCCAGCCGCCAGGCCUUCAAAAAGGAGCCGGGCACCUUGGUGUAUAUCGAAAAGCCACGGACCACUCCAGGAUUAUCCGGCAUUGUGGACCUCGGCCCUCCUCUAGUGGAGAAGCAAAUGUUUGCCUACAGCACCGCUACGAUACCCAAAGACAGAGAGACCAGAGAGAGGAUGCAAGCCAUGGAGAAACAGAUUGCCAAUUUAACUGGCCUUGUUCAGUCUGCGCUUUUUAAAGGGCCCUUUACAAGUAAUAGCAAAGAUGCAUCUAGCGAGAAAAUGAUGAAGUCUACGACCAGUAAGAACCACACAGAAAGUGCAGGAGGUCCCCAUGUUUCUGGCGGAAAGACUCUCAGCGCCCUGGAGCCCACAGGGCCGCCCAGCCAGCCCCUGGCUGCCGGCACCCCGGCCAUCCACAUGAGCCUGCUCGACAUGAGGCGGAGUGUGGCCGAACUCAGGCUCCAGCUGCAGCAGAUGCGACAGCUCCAGCUGCAGAACCAGGAGCUGCUGAGGGCAAUGAUGAAGAAGGCUGAGCUGGAAAUUAAUGGCAAAGUGAUUGAAACGAUGAAGAGACUGGAGGAUCCUGUGCAACGACAGCGCGUCCUGGUGGAGCAAGAGAGGCAGAAAUACCUGCACGAGGAGGAGAGGAUCGUCAAGAAGUUAUGUGAGCUGGAAGACUUCGUGGAAGACUUGAAGAAGGACUCUGCAUCGGCUGGCCGAGCGGUUACCCUGAAGGACGUGGAAGAUGGGGCUUUCCUCCUGCGACAGGUGGGAGAAGCUGUGGCGUCCUUGAAAGGAGAAUUCCCAACCCUGCAGAACAAGAUGCGGGCCAUCCUGCGCAUAGAGGUGGAGGCCGUGCGGUUUCUGAAGGAGGAGCCGCACAGGCUGGACAGUCUCCUGCAGAGAGUGCGAAGCAUGACCGACACGCUGACCAUGUUGCGGAGACAUGUCACCGAUGGGCUCUUGAAAGGGACAGAUGCAGCCCAGGCCGCACAGUAUGUGGCCAUGGAAAAGGCCACCGCCGCGGAAGUCCUGAAGAACCAGGAAGAGGCAUCCCACGCCUCAGGCCAGCCCCUCCACGCCCCGAGCGGGAGAGACGUGAAGUCAGAAGUGGUGCCCUUGGCGGUUCACCAUGCACAGAGCUCCCCCGUGGUCAUCCAGCCCUCCCAGCUCUCCUCCGCCCUCCUGAGCCCUGCCCAGCACUUGUCUGGGGGCACUGGUCCUCACCCAGCCAGCCCUCCUGCUGUCCCACAGGAAGUGACCUCAGCUCUGCCGGCAGCACAGGCUCCUCCGUCCCCACAGACGCCCAUGAACGGUUCCACCAUGCAGAGCUUGUUCAUUGAAGAAAUCCACAGUGUGAGCGCCAAGAACAGGGCAGUGUUGAUUGAGAAAGCAGAGAGGAAGUGGGAAGAGAAAAGACAAAAUCUGGACCACUAUAAUGGCAAAGAGUUUGAGAAGCUCCUGGAAGAAGCUCAGGCCAAUAUCAUGAAGUCAAUUCCAAACCUGGAGAUGCCACCCGCCUCGGGCCCACAGCUGAAGGCCGAUGCUCCCAUGGACAAGCUGGAACUUUCAGAAGACUCUCCGAACUCAGAACAAGACUUGGACAAGCUGGGGGGGAAGUCCCCACCGCCCCCUCCCCCGCCCCCACGACGGAGCUACCUGCCCGGAUCGGGGCUCACCACCACCAGGUCCGGCGACGUGGUCUACACCGGCAGGAAGGAGAACAGCACCACUAAGGCCAGCAGUGAAGAUGCCGGACCAAGCCCACAGGCUAGAGCCACAAGAUGUCCAACAGAGGAGCCUGCUUCAGCCUGGACCCCGUCCCCACCACCAGUACCUGCUACCUGCUCCUCAAAGGAUGAGGAGGAAGAAGAGGAAGGAGACAAAAUAAUGGCAGAACUCCAGGCAUUCCAGAAGUGUUCCUUUACGGAUGUAAAUUCAAACAGUCACGCUGAGCUGUCCCGGGCUGACAGUCACGUUAAAGACUCUAGGCCGGGGGCCACAGUCUCACCCAAGGAGAAGAAGAAUUUGGAAUUUUUCCAUGAAGACGUACGGAAAUCUGAUGUUGACUAUGAAAAUGGCCUCCAAACGGAAUCCCGAAAGGUUACUGCGGGGGCCCUGACACCUCGCGACCGUCCUCAGUGGGAAAGAGGAACAGAGAAUCGUGUUUCUGACGCAUCGAGAGCAUCAGAAUGUAAAACCGACAUCGUAGUGAAGGAAAAUUACGUAUCCAAUAAGAGUUUACUUAAAGACGGUAGAAACUAUUCCCCCAAAAAUGUGUCUAAGGUCGAUUCCAGUGUCCCUGGCAUGAGUUCAUCAGAAGAUGAAGUAAGCAAAGGCCCUAAGCGCUCAGGACUGCAGUACCCUAUGUCCGACGCCGAGAAUCAGAAAAUGAAUUGUGGGAACACAAAGGAGAUAAGUCAACAAGGACAAGAAAAUACAGAUAAGGGUCACCUUCCUUCUCCCACUAGAUCAACCGAAUUGGGUAACUGCGAUGUCAAAACUCAAGAUCAAGGGGUCCCGGUGACGGAGUUGGGUCAAGUUGUGCUAAGACCCAAGGGGGCUCGACAUGCUAAUAUGAAGCCUUAUGAGGACAGAGACUCAACCCCAAGUUCUCCCACUGAAGAAAACGCGCCCGCAGACAACAUCGCCUUCAUGAUCACCAGAACCGCGGUCCAGGUUCUCUCCAGCGGGGAGGUCCGCGACAUAGUGAGCAAAAAGGGAGAGGACGUGCAGACGGUGAAUAUCGAUGCCAGAAAAGAGACGACUUUCCAGCAAGAAGGGCCUGAAAAUGAAGAGCCGGUCGUGCGCCUGGACAAGAAACCAGUCAUUAUCAUUUUCGACGAACCCAUGGACAUCCGGUCUGCGUACAAGAGACUUUCAACCAUAUUUGAGGAAUGCGAUGAGGAAUUAGAGAGAAUGAUGACAGAGGAAAAGAUAGAGGAGGAAGAAGAAGAGGAAAAUGGAAAUGCUGCCGUACAGAAGAACGGCCCCCCACAAUUCCCGAAGGUGGCCCCAGGCAGCCCAGGAUCAGGACUGAGAGCUGGGAGUCAGCGACAACCGCAUGUCCCCUCAGCAGAGACCGAGGCACCAGGAGGCCAGGAAAGGAACAAGCCCGAGCUGACCACGUGCAGCCCAGCAGACUCUCCAAGCUCAGAGAGCAAGUGCGACGUGACAGAUGACCAAUUUGAAAGUCCCAAGAAAAAGUUUAAGUUCAAAUUCCCGAAGAAGCAGCUCGCCGCCCUCACUCAAGCAAUUCUCACAGGAACCAAAACGGGGAAGAAGACCCUGCAGGUGGUGGUCUACGAAGAGGAGGAAGAAGAUGGCACUUUGAAGCAGCACAAGGAAGCCAAGCGAUUCGAAAUUACUAGGUCUUCUCAACCCGAAGACGCCCCCCAAAAUAUGCUCAAGAGACAAGAGCAGCCCGGUCUGGAGAACACAUCGCCCAUUUCAAGAACCGAUGAAAUUAGGAAAAACACCUACAGAACGCUGGACAGUCUGGAGCAGACCAUCAAACAGCUUGAAAACACGAUCAGUGAAAUGAGUCCAAAAGCCCUAGCUGACACCUCGUGUUCUUCCAACAGAGAUUCUGUUGCCAGCUCAUCCCACUUGGCCCAGGAGGCCUCCCCCCGAUCCUUGCUAGUUCUGGAAGAAGCUCCCACUGCCCUAGAACCCCCCUCGUCGAUACCUUCAGCGUCACGUAAGGGCUCCACUGGGACCCCACAGACCAGCAGGAUGCCCGUCCCCAUGAGUUCCAAGAACAGACCCGGAAGCCUGGACAAACCCAGCAAGCAGACCAAACUGCAGGAUCCCCGCCAAUAUCGUCAGGCUAAUGGAAGUGCUAAGAAAGCUGGUGGGGACUGUAAGCCUACUUUCCCCUCCUUACCUGCUUCUAAGAUUCCAGCCCUUUCUCCCAGCUCUGGGAAAGGCGGGUCUCUGCCCUCUGCUAGUGGUGACAGCUCUAACCUCCCUAAUCCAGCUGCUUCUAAGCCAUCGGCUACCUCUAACCCUCUCAGCCCCCAAACAGGACGGUCUGCUCCCUCUGCCUCCCUCAUUCCCUCUGUCUCUAAUGGCUCCUUAAAGUUUCAGAGCCCCACUCACACAGGUAAAGGUCACCAUCUUUCAUUCUCACUGCAGACUCCAAAUGGCCGAGCAGCCCCCCCUUCCUGCUCCUCCUCCCCUCCCUCCCCUGCCUCCCCCACUUCACUGAAUCAGGGCGCCAAGAGUAUCAGGACCAUCCAUACUCCUAGCCUCACCAGCUACAAGGCACAGAAUGGAAGUUCGAGCAAAGCCACCCCAUCCACAGCAAAGGAAACCUCCUAAAGGCCAAAUUCUAUUAGGCACAAGUUGGAGUUACAGUUAAAGAUUCAAAAAAAAAAAAAAAUUUAACAGACUUCAACAACUGUUUCCACAAGAGAAUGUAACAUAUUGCUGUACUGUUUGAGGCUUAAUGCUAUGUAUGUGUGAAAUACUGGAUUAAUAGAUUUCAGAAAAGCUUAUUCGUUUGUUUGUUCUUUUACUUUGUUGCUGUUGUAAUUACAUAGUGUCAACUGUUUAUAUUCAAUACCUGUUAAAUGAAGAAAGCACGUGUUACCGAAAAAGAGUAUGAGAGAAUACGACGAGAGAAAGGUGUGUGUGAGACAGGAAAAAAUGUAUUCAGCAUGUAAAACAUGUACGAUUCCAGAAUUUUAGUAUGUUUUGUAUAAAAAUAUUUUUCAUUACGGAGACUAGAACUGAACAGAGAAAUACACAAGUGUGACUAUACAAAUUGUAAAACAGAUACUAUAAUAUUUCCUUUUAUUUUAGUGUUAUUUAGCUUUAUUACAGAUUUCUAUUUUUGUCAAAACUUCAUGGUUCCUUUCAAGAUCUUUUUUGCCAAGACAUUUUGAUACUAUAGCGUUGUACAUUUGAAAGUAGUGUGCUAGACAAUAAGCCAAUGAACUUCUGCACAAGCCAACACAGAGGCAUAUGUAGAAGGCAAUUUAUCAAACCAAUUGCACUGCCAUGAGAAUUAUGUAUAAUAAUUUGCCAGCCCAAGCAAGCUAGUUUUCUUUGCUUUUCUUCCUUUCUUUCUUUCUUUUUCUUUUCUUUCUUUCUUUCUUCUUCUUUUUCUUUUUCUUUUUCUUUUUCUUUUUUAACAUAUUGGGAUUCUCUAGUUAUUUUCUUUGCAGUGUCUAAACCCUUUCUUUGAUUUCUGAGACCUGGUAACCCACGCUAUUGCAUUGUGGAUUUUAAAAUGUACACUUCUGUACGGUUCUGUAAACUGACAAACUUUUGUAAAUAUAUAAAUAGACAUAAAAAUAUCGUAUGUGACAGCACACAGUAGUUUUCCCACACCAAAGUUAAUUUUUAUGCAUGCUUUAAAAACAUAUAUUGGGAUGGGCAGAAAUGGGACUAUCCCUACAUUUUUAAAAAAGCAACAAGUUUGCACAGCUAGAGUGUUUUUGUAAAUAAAUGUAUUUGUAUAACACAGUCAUGUAAUAUACAGAACUAUAAGCAGAGACUUUGCAAAACUAAAUAAAGGGCUGCAUGCUUAUUA
Pteropus alecto (black flying fox) is the source of this 7414-nucleotide messenger RNA. Its product is annotated as KIAA1217 ortholog. The coding region runs from base 1210 to 6198 and encodes 1662 amino acids. The record is from RefSeq and is a predicted model, not a curated record. Gene Ontology annotation, cellular component: cytoplasm. Lineage: Eukaryota; Metazoa; Chordata; Mammalia; Chiroptera; Pteropodidae. The transcript has 17 exons.